AUGGAUGAGGUGAAUUUUAGCUUAUCUCAUCUAGCCUACGGAUUAAGCUAUAAAACUUAUCAAAAAUUAGAUGCCCUUGGUGAGAGUGCCGAAAAAGUAGGAGGAUUGAAAAAAAAACUGAAAGAAGAAGGACUGAAAGAAGAAGGACUGAAGGAAGAGGGACUGAAAGAAGAGGGACUGAAAGAAGAAGGGCUGAAAGAAGAAGGACAGAAAGAAGAAGGACAGAAAGAAGAAGGACUGAGAGAAGAAGGACUGAGAGAAGAAGGACUGAAAGAAGAAGGACUGAAAGAAGAAGGACUUGAAAGUAGAAGGACUGAAAGUAGAAGGGCUCGAAGAAGAAUGCAUAUGCGAGAAGAGAAAGCGCAAAACCUAGAGGCAUGA
Molecule: messenger RNA, 381 nt
Organism: Ctenocephalides felis (cat flea)
Lineage: Eukaryota; Metazoa; Arthropoda; Insecta; Siphonaptera; Pulicidae
Product: late embryogenesis abundant protein B19.4-like
Exons: 2
Coding region: 1-381 (126 amino acids)
Source: RefSeq, a predicted model, not a curated record